UCACGAUUUGGUUUAAACAUGGAUCAGCGGCGGGAACAAAAAAAGCCCCCAAGUCAGAAAACAGAAAAGUUCGGGCAAAACGCAGCGAGUCGGCCUGAGUUUUGCGGCAAUAUACUUUGGAUGCAAAGACUGCUAAGGCUCACCGCAACUGCUCACAGCAAGACCCCACCAGACUCAUAGCAAGUUCAGCAAUCUUCCACAGGCUCUCAUCUAUAAAAAGAGUUUUCAUCUCCGUCCCUUACCGGAAAAUUUUCUUUAACUUUAACCUAAAUCUUCACAUCACCGAUCAACCAGUCUCCAGCAAAUCUGCCAUAGUUCAACAAACAUCAUGUCCUCUUCUGUUCCAGACACUUUCAAGGGCUUUGCCAUCUCCAGCUCCAAAACCUGGAAUGAGCCCAAGCUAGUUUCCUACAAGCGCAAGCCAAUUCUUUCCACAGACGUGGUGGUCAAAAACAUCUGCUGUGGUGUAUGCGCGUCAGAUGUUCACACGGUGAGAGAAAGCUGGGCCCCUAUUCAGAGAGACGAUCUUGUUGUGGGCCAUGAGAUCGUGGGUCACGUGGUGGAGGUAGGUGAUGACGUCAAGACGAUCAAAGUAGGCGACAGGAUCGGAAUCGGUGCUUCCACCAGUGCUUGUGGCGAGUGCCGCAGAUGCAAAUCUGACAACGAGAACUACUGUGCCAAGGUGGUUUCCACGUACAACGCCCCCGACAGCUUCUCGGACGGGUACAUCACGCAAGGCGGCUAUGCGUCCCACUCCAUUGCCAGCGAAAAGUUCUGUUUCCCGAUCCCCGAGAAAUUGGACUCCCAUGUUGCGGCUCCUUUGAUGUGUGCCGGCUUGACCGUAUACUCGCCCUUGGUGCGGAUCAUCGGCCACCUCAGCCACCCGGUAGUGGCGGUCGUUGGAAUUGGCGGGUUGGGCCAUUUGGCGUUGCAAUUUGCCAAGGCCUUGGGCGCAGAAGUGUAUGCGUUUUCGAGAGGCUCCUCUAAGAAGGCAGAUGCGCUUUCUCUCGGAGCAGAUGGUUUUAUUGCCACACAAGAAGAGGACGGCUGGGAAGAGAAAUACCAGGAUAAAUUCGACUUGGUGUUGAACUGUGCCUCUGGUGCAGACGACUUUCCGGUCGAGAAGUAUUUGCAGACUCUUGCGGUGGGCGGCACCUUGCAUAGUGCCGGCUUGCCUCCUUCUGACGAGACGUUUUCUGUGCACCCCAUGUCAUUUCUGCUGAACUUCUCGUCAUUGAGCUCGUCUCACUUGGGCUCGAAGAAAGAAGCAUUGGACAUGUUGAAAUUGUCGGCUGACAAGGGAAUCAAGCCUUUGAUCCAGGAGAUUCCCAUUACCGCGAAGGGCGCUGGUGAGGCUUUGACCAAAUGCGACAACAACGAUGUCAGGUACCGUUUUGUGCUCACGGAUUUCGAAAAGGCGUUUGCAUGAGGUGACGAACAAUAUUAAUUAUUUAGGAUGAUUAGAAAAAGGCAUUUUCAGACCAGACAGCGCGAAUAAAUACGUCCAACCUAAAAUUGCAUGAUUGAUGUGCGUCAAGUUGGCAUUAUGCAGCAAAGUGCUGGAUGCAAAUGUCAAAGAGCACAAUUGUAGUGAAUUAAUUGUUCUUAGGCAUAAUUCAGAUGUGUGCCUCUUAAGUAGUUUACGAAAGCAUACUGGAAGCAGGACCAAAUACACCUCACUGGUUAUUAGACAGCAAUUUAAAAUGCUUUGCUUAUC
Molecule: messenger RNA, 1717 nt
Organism: Metschnikowia bicuspidata var. bicuspidata NRRL YB-4993
Lineage: Eukaryota; Fungi; Ascomycota; Pichiomycetes; Serinales; Metschnikowiaceae
Product: NAD(P)-dependent alcohol dehydrogenase
Exons: 1
Coding region: 329-1429 (366 amino acids)
Biological process (GO): alcohol metabolic process
Molecular function (GO): zinc ion binding; alcohol dehydrogenase (NADP+) activity
Source: RefSeq, a predicted model, not a curated record